This is a messenger RNA of Dromaius novaehollandiae (emu), 10385 nucleotides long. RefSeq names its product TLC domain-containing protein 5-like. The coding region runs from base 131 to 868 and encodes 245 amino acids. The transcript has 3 exons. NCBI's taxonomy places the organism in Eukaryota, Metazoa, Chordata, Aves, Casuariiformes, Dromaiidae. The record is from RefSeq and is a predicted model, not a curated record. Gene Ontology annotation, cellular component: membrane.
GGAGCAGGUAGGGGUGUGGCCUAGCAAAGACUUACUCAGCCUCACUUUGCCGCCUUUCUGGAGCUGGAUGACACACUUGACUAAGUACUUGGACGAAGGCCUCUGAACAAGACGGAAAUGCUUGCAGAGGAUGCUGUUCCCCCUGCCUCUGCGGGUAGCCUGCAGCCUGAUUGCCUGGCUCUCUCUCUACGCUUGGUUCUGCCGUCGCUACAAGCACCGGAACUACGAAUGGAGCUGCAGGCUGGUCACCCUGACCCAUGGCAUCCUUGCUACCUGCCUCUCUGCUUACAUUGGCUUUAUUGAUGGUCCCUGGCCUUUAACUCAUGCAGGAUCACCAAACACAACUCUUCAGGUGCAUGUGCUGUGCCUUAGCUUGGGCUACUUCCUCUUCGACCUGUGCUGGUGUGUGUACUUCCAGACGGAGGGUGCCCUGAUGCUGGCCCACCAUCUGGUGAGCAUCUUGGGCAUCACAGCGUCAUUGGCACUUGGGGAAUCAGCUGCUGAGGUCAACGCCGUCAUCUUUGGCAGUGAGAUCACUAACCCGCUGUUGCAGGCCCGCUGGUUCCUGAGGGAGAUGGGGUGUUACCACAGCCUCACAGGUGACCUUGUGGAUUUCUUCUUUGUGGUUCUCUUCACUGGGGUGCGGAUUGGAGUGGGGGCCUGGCUGAUGUACUGUGAGCUUGCCUCUCCCAAACCCAGGUGGUACAUUAAGCUGGGUGGCGUGAUCAUGUAUGCUGUCUCCUGGGUUUUCAUGGUCAGCAUCUGUCGCUUCGCAAGGAGGAAGAGCAUGAAGAAGUACCAUGCUUGGAGGAGUCGGAGGAGCGAGGAGCUGUUCUUGGAAACUAAUGGACAUCUGAAAAAUCAGUGACUGGAUGCUGAGUACAGUCUUCUUGGAGUUCAUAAUCUGGCAAGAAGGGGAUCAUGCCUGAAAUGCCACUGUCAGGAAAGGAGCCAACGCACGUUAGCAAUUUUGGAGCCAAAUUUCUCUCUGGCCUAACUCCAUUGAAAUCCAUGGAACUAUGCCAUGAAUUCAUUGGAUCUGCAGUGUUUGGCCUGGCAGAGGCUGGCUUAGUGUGUAUAUAAGCAUAAACUAAAUGAUCUUAGUAAAAGAAGGGCUAAUUUUACAGACUAAACAUGACUAGGUCAGCAGUGCAGGUGUAAAUAGCAGUAUUAGUAGCUAACUCCUUCAGCACUGAUAUAGUCUUUGAAGAGAUGACAAAAUAAUGCUAAGUCUUGAUGUUCAGUGUUUGGUACAGUCUAGGCAGCUAGAGUGACUUUGUUUAUGCUCUUAGGAAGAAACAUGUUCUAGUGUUUCAUGUGAGUCGGGCAGAAGUAGGAGUUGGGAUUCCUGGCUCUUCCACCAAUUUGUUAUGUGACCUUGGGCAAGUCACUUAACUCUCUAACUCUGUGCCUAAUUUCCCCAUAUGUGAAUUGGGGGUGAUGGAGCUGAUCCAUCUGUUUUAUGCACUUUCAGAUCUUUACUUGAGAGGUGCUAUAUUAAUGCAAAGUGAUGGUGGUUUUCUGCAUUUUGUUCACUAUCCCUAUGUUUCCUCUGAGAGAAAUAAUUUUGGUGGUUGAGCUAGAAUGUCUUUAGAAAGGACAGUAUUUUAGGUAGGCCUUUGUUUCCUACCCUUUCUAAUUGCUUUUAAUAACUUAUUUAUUAACUUAUUGAUAAUUUAUUUUUUGGUAGCUCCCAGAAGCUCUAAUCAGCAUUGGCACCUUGCUGGACUAGGUGCUUGAUGAAUACACCCAAAGACACAGCCCCUGACAUGGAGCACUUUUGUGACUUUUUCCCUUUUCUUCAUCCAUGACUAUUAAAACCUUAUCCACCUCCUCCAAGUACUCCCCUUAGCUCCUUGGGGUACCAGCACUCUCCAUUAUGAGAAGCCCCAUCAGGACUCGCCAGUAAGGGGUUCUCUGGCUGAUAGGCCUCACGUAGGGGCCAAGCACUGAUUUGCCUGCAGAAUGCUGAAUUUCCCUCUGCUGUGUUUAUCGGCCCAAGUGCAGGCAUAGUGUGGAGCAAGCUUGUGACCAAAUGGCUUGUCUGGAGAUUGUCAGACAAAUACCUUCCCCAAGCUGCAAGUUGCUUUUAAAAAUGAGAAUAGCAAAUGCAGAGUGCUUUACUGCAGCAAUCUGCAAACGAUCUGUACUUGCCGUUUUUGGCAGCCUCAAGGGAACAGGGACCAGAAUCUGAUUUGUAGUAAAGGCCGUGUAUUUGUGUUGUCUUGAAAGUGUCAUUCCAGAUUCAGGUCAGUGUAUCUGAAUCCAGGGUCUGCACCAGGGUUUGCUGGGAACAGUGGAUGACUGUAGGUGACAUGUGAGAUAUCUAUGGGCAAAAUGAUUGGAAAAAACAGCUUGCUUGAAACUAGCAUUGUUUUUCCCCAGGACUGUAGAUACCAGUUUCAACAAGAAUGUUUCCUCAAAUCCCAGUUGGGAUUUCUGGUUGAAGAGUGGCCAACAUGCAUCUUCAAAACAUGGUGGUUAGGGUGGAAGCGCUACCCUCCUUCAGGUCCUUCCUCUGCCCUGUUCAAGCCAGAGACCUAAUCUUGGCUCUCUUGCAUCUGAAUUGAUGGCUUGAUCCCCCCCCGCCCCCCCCCCCCCCCGACUGGAUCUGAGUCACUUCAUAAAAGUGAAAAUUUAUGGGGUAAGAGAGAAUUAUUUUUCAGCCUGGUGAGUAAAGUGUAGAGAAGUGAGCCUAACUGGGAGAACGGAUGAGUGUUACUUACCUGGUCCCCUUAGCAGGGAAAAAUUGUCCCCCAAUUUGCAGCUGCUGUUGUUGAUUUCACUGUCUGUUCUCAAGCACUGUUACUUUGCUGUUGUUACUACGAUCCUUAUCCUGAGCCUCAGCACCCAGGUUCCAGUGCAGCUCGGAUCCCAGUUCUGCUGGGAGCCUUGCCUGUUGCAACCAAAGACCUGGAGAGCCAAAAGGGCUUCAGACUAGCAGAGCCAACUGACAGGUGAGCUGAUCCUUAAAAGGAAACUUGACUCAUUUAGCACAGUGCAGCCAUAUAACUGUUGAGCCUUGAGGGGAGACAAGGGCUAGAUGGGACUUGCUGAUUCUUUCCCAGCAAUGCUGCUGGUGUUGGGUGUGUCAAGGAACCUUUUUGCCUCAGCUUACCCACCAUAUUAAGUGGGUACAGUAUUUACCUACCUCGUGGGGUGUUUUCAUUUGUUAACACUAAGCCAUCUUUGAUAAAUGCUCGGUGGUCUCUGUCAGCUGUGCUGUAUACAAGUAAAAUGCUGUUGCUUUGAGUGAAGCACUUCUCACUAUGACCUGUAAUCAGUACUUUCUAGCCUGAACAUGGCACUCGCAUCUGGUUUGCCUCACAAAAGCAUGAGUCCAAGAGGCUUUGCAGUGGUACUUAACAGGCAGGAGUCGAAAGAGUAAGCUAGACAUAUAUGUAAGGGUCAGCCCUGCCGCCUUGUAUUCAGGUGGAUUCCCAAGUCAAAGAAAGGAGGUCUGGUGGGUUUUCUCAAGUAAGCACUGCAGUAAAUCUGGAGCCAGAAGAGCUUCAGCGAGCCAGCCUGACCAAGGAAUAAGGAGUGAGGUGGUUGCAGGGAAAGCUUUCAGCAGCAAGUCCUGAGGACACGUAGCAGAAAGCUGAGCCUGUUCAUUUCUCAGUGCAGUUGUUGACUUGCCCAUCAAGAAGGAUUUCCUGAGAAGUCCUGACGGUUUGGACUCCGACCUCUGGCGAGGUUAGUGUGCAGCCGAAUGCUUAGUUACUGCCCUUCUGUGUGCAGCCCGCCCACAUAGGUAUGGAGAAGAAGGAUGCCAGUUCAGAUGACUGCAGGUGUGUGUGACACAAGUACCUUGUGUGAGAAUGCUUUGGAAGAUAAUACACUUAAUGGUUGAGGGGUCCCUUUCUUCGAACUGAGGGAAACUUGGUUAGGAGGAGCAGAGCUCUGUCAUCAAUGCUGAGGCUUCAGAUGCUAAACAAAGGCACCAGAAAACAAAAGAGCAAUUAAGAAUGGCUCUGUGAGGUGGAGGUAGCAACAAUGUCUCAGAGCAAGGCUUUGUAGUCUGAAUAGUGGGAUCCAGUGCAGAAACCCAGGGACAGGAAACAGAACUUUCAAGCUGAGUGGAGCAGAUGGUGUGGGGCCCCUGUCCUCAGGCUAGUCCAUGGUGACUAGAGCAAGUUGUAAAAGUAAACUGCAGAACUAGUCUGAAAUACUAACUUGUGUUUGAAUUACUGUGUAAUAGCAACUAAUGUUCCACCAGUGAAUGGUGUAGAUGCUUUGUAUUAUGUUUUAUAAAAUAAAGAUUCUUUAAUUAUAAUGAAAAACUGGGUUUCCCUCUUUUGAUGCUGUUCUUGCAUAAGUCAUAUGUGUGUCGCUGCGUGAGUCAGCAUUGCCAGUGUAAAUGGACCAAGUGUUGGGCAUUGGAUGUUUUUGGAGGCUGAGCCAACAACUUGUUGUACAGCUUUUACGAGUAUUGCUUCUUAGAGAUCUUAGCAUUAUUUUACAGGCAGAGAAACUGUUUUAGCAUUAUUUAAUGUUGCCUUAAGUGGGGGUGCUCACAGCUGUAGAAAUGAGCCAAAGUCAGCAGUGUGUAAAGGUGCAGACUUAUCUGGGGACUAAGAUGUGCAGGUCUGUCUCCACCUGCCUGCCAUGGUGCUAUUGCUUACGUCCUGGGUGGCUGCUUUCACUCAGAGCCAGAGAGAAACGGCAGGUCUGUGCAGCUGCUGGCAGCUGGGUUUAUCAUGCUCUGUUCACUGCCCAGAGCUCCCUGAGCAGGACAGACUGUAUCCCGUAACCUGCUGUGGGAGGUGUGAGCUGCCGUGAGGAUGUUGUGGAGGGCUCAGAUGUUCACACAGCAGCUUCUUUUGCCCUUGGUGCAAUGGCUUAGCACUGGGAAAGCCAGCAGGACGCUUUAGUCAGAAGUGAUUUAGAUAGUUCUUGCACUCCUUUUAAAAGCUCCUCUUCAAAAGGGUGCUCCUAAAAUAAAAGGGAGGAAAACAUUUUGUCCAGAGUGGUGAUGCUUUUCAGUGGUCAAAAUAAGAGGUGCAGGCACCAACAAGAAUUUCUCUGGACCAGGCACUGUACAGACCUAGAACCAAAGGAAGGCCCAGACCUACACAGACUAAAUCAGCAGCUCUGAAAAUACAUGUAGCCAAGUUGCACUCAGGAAAGAUUGGUAGUAUUCUGUGUUGUGCUGGCAAAGAAUAGCUAAGCUGCCUUGCUCAUGGUCACAGCAUUUUGCCAGAGGUCUAGCCUGCCAAAAGUCUGUUUCUAUAAAUAGUUAAGCCAAUUUGGUCGUUUGGAUGUAACCCUUAAAUCUACCUCGAAAUCCUCCAGCACCGGGGAGCAGCUGUGUAGUGUUGAGCCCUCUGGAGAUGCUGGCCUGUUUUACACACUGCAAACAGCUCAGCUACAGGCUGAAGUGAUCUCGGGGACGGCAGUAACCUUAUCCCGGGGUGUUGUUUAACCUCUGAGGUAGUUCAGAAGCAGAGGAGAAAGUAAAGCAGCAUUCUGAAGGUUUGCUUUGGAUCUGCAAACGUCUUGUGUGUGCUGUGUCUGUACGAGCGACACCCCAGAAUCCAGUCUUAAAUUAAUGGGCAAAUGUGCUUCACUGUAAAAAGUGAAAUCUGCCCCCCCCCCCCCCGCCAAUAUAUUACAUUUUACAUCUUCCUGUUAUUUCUUUUAAAACCAUUCCUUUCCUGCUGCCUGCCUUUCCCUUCUACUGCUGGCCCUGUAGUGAAGCUCUAUAAAAUUAACCUCCCCUUUCAAUCUUCUGCCCUCUUUUUCUAACUGAACUCCUUAUUUGUAUUUGAGACAGCUAUUUUAUGAUAUUUGAGGCUUUAUUCCCUUGCAACAGUGGCCCAAGCACUGAUGAAAAAGCAUAGCAUUUUAAGUCUUUGGAGUCUAGACUAAUACCAUUGCUGUCAGCAGGUCUGUUCCUUGGAUAUAAAAGAUGAGAGAAUGUUUUAAGCUUCAUGGAAGUUGUGGUAUGUUUCUGAUACUUGCAGACUUUGUAUAACUUGGCUGGAAGUAAAAUAGCAAGUCUGCUGCCAUUUCCAAAGAAAUCAAAUUUCAGAGAUGGAGAGAGAAUCAGUCAGCGUUAGCCUUGUGUUGCAUGAGCAGUUUCUGGGCAAGGAACAACUCUUUUUUGGUUAUCCCAAUGUACCAGUACUUUUUUCUUUCCUGGUAAGGUUGGACAUGUGCUCUUGUAAAUCAGUAUAAAAGGCGUUACUUUUUGCCAGUUUGGUCCUGUUUCCCUCAAAUUCCUGGGAGAGUUUUGCAUAUGAUAAGUUGACAACAGAAAGGAUCUUUAGAAAAUGACUUAAAGAAGCAACUGGGCAGAUCUAGGAGGUGUAUGUAAAAGCUUUUGUAAAGUAAGAACAGUUUACUGGUAAUUAAUUUUAUGUGGAAAAGGAGAAAGUGUCAGUUUUUAUGGCUUUUCAAAUGUCACAAGGUACAGGUUUUCAGGAAUGCUUGUAUAAUAUUAUGCGAAUUGUACAUCAUGUCAAAAGGUUUAGAUCUGUUCAGUAUAACUGACAAUCCUCAAAUGUGAUCAGAAACAAUGUUAUUUUCCAUCUCUUUAGAUUUUAUCAUAAUAACAAACACCUUUUUUUUUCCAGUAAGAGGGACAGUGAUUGUAGCAGAGAGCAAGAAGGAAGUCUCCAUGACAGAAUGUACAGCAGCUUUAUCUGUCCUUACAAAUGUUGUUGCUUUAAGUAUGCUCGUAUGGAAAGAAAGCUUAGUGCUAUAAAAUGCUUACAGUGAUGUGGCUUAUCCAGGUUUAGGAACUGUAAUAAGCUGUCAUAGUAGAACCACUUUUAGAUUAGGCUAUCUAUGUCUCUACUAGUGUUUUUACCAGCAUAGCAAAGUCAGCCAAGUAUUGCAUUCCUAUCCAAAUAAUGUAAAAGCAUAGACCAGCCCUGUGUUGCGCUUCCAGCAUUUACAAUGAACUGGAUGCCAUAUAAGCUGCCUGUCUCUGCAGAUAGCAAAUCAUGUGCCUAUUUUAAGGUAUGAGAUGCUAAAAGGCUUUGAAAUUGCAUAGCAAUAUGAACUACAGCACAAAUUCAUGCUGUUUUCCAGGUUAGAAAUGCAUCAAGAUGGCCAUUAGUGGCCAUUUGAUCAAUUAUUGUAUUGGUUUCUAAAGCAGCUCCCUUGCACAUCACGAUGAGGCUGGUUAGCAUCAGGCCAACAUCUGGCUCCCUCUUCUGUGGAUGGCAAAGGAGACAGACAUGUAUCUGGAUUUGAUCCAGGGUAUAUUAGUGUCUUCGAAAAUUGUCUCAAAAGUAGAAUCUCAGCAAGCAGCAAAAUAUCGCACACGUUCUCAGCUGGCUCAGGAGAAUCUCACUCCACAGCAGUUCCCGGGGAUCAGCCGAUGCUGAACUAAGCAGCAGCCUUGGGAGUGCAGGUGAGUUUGAUGGGAUUGAAUUGAAGGCCAUUACAAAAAUCAAUAAAGCAGGCACGUUUAAGUUGUGCUAAGCUUGAGAGCAAAGCCAGGCUCACCUGAGUCCUGACACAAGGGGCACAAACUGUAUGGGAAAUGAAUGUGAGCAACUGCACUUCAGAGGCAGAGGAAGUCAGUGGAGGGAUGUCAGCAGCUACUGCUUUAUCCCACAAAGCCAAAUGGUAGUAAGAGCCCCCUCUUUCAAUGAGGGACUGCCAUCCAUGUCAUUAAACAUGAGAAAUGUAUGGGUUAGUAAGACUUGGCGUUAUGAUUUGUAGGGGGGGAAAUGGGGUAGGCUUUUGGCUUGACAGCCUGUGGUUUAACUAUGAUGAAUUCCUGCAUUACAAAGUAAAAACAGCUGACAAGCUGGCUGAAACAAACUGAUUCACUUCAUCUUCCAGCUGCUCAACUUCAGAGCAACCCAAAUCUUUGCUUUUCUGGAGUGCCUGGCUGGGGACCAGAGGGAUGGGGCAUUGGUCUAAGCAUCUUACUGGAUUUACUUUGCUUCCAAUGACAACAGCCCUGCCUCAGCUCUUCUCAUUUCUCUGCACAUCUGCAGUAUUCUCAACUCUAACAGCCAAAGUCAUGGGCACCAAGGAUGCAUCAGGCCUGCAGUGUAUGCUCUGCUCAACUGAUCUAAACAUGUGCAGGCAAAGGCUCACAACAUGGUAGGCCUAAUAUGUACCUCCUGAUGGAGGCUUUGAGCUUGCAGCCUGAUAUAAACACACAUACACAGAGGGCAUGGUAACAUCAGCUGUGCUUUCUUUCACUGGAAACCGGGCUAAUGACAGCCAAAGUCCUAUCCGCUCUUCCAGUCACAAAUUUGCAUGCACGUGCUGUUGUCUUUGUUACCCUUGGGAAUCAUUUCUCCUGCAUUUCCUCUCCAGUUGUGCAAGGGUAACGGUGGCUGUUGCCUUCCAAAAGUAGCUGUGGGUUUUUUUACCCAUACAACAGAUAGUUUGCAUAGCAAUUUAUGGUAAGUCUAAAGAAUAGUACAAGAUACUGGUGCAUUCUGUCACCAGUUUAAUCGAUCACCUGUAAGAAGCAAAACACUAGAGACUUUCAAUUCCACAGUCUAUACCUUUUCAAAUCACAAAUCACAGAACUAGGAUUAGAGUUAAGGUUAGAAAAAUCUUCAUUUAAUUUAUAUCAUGGAGGUCAGAGAUGCUCAGCUAAAUCAUAUCUGGGCUACAGCACACAAUUUUAUGAAGCUCUCUAGUCUUGAUAAGGUCUGCAGAGGAUUCCUUCCUCUAAUGGUUGAGUAUCCUAUUAAAAAUGUUUUGAUAGGAAAUUUUCAUCAGACAAAAAUCUCUCUGGUUAUAUUCCCUGUUUGUUCACACUUAGGUUAAAAUUUGAAGUGUACCAGCUAUCUGAGGCAAGGCAGUGUCAUAGACAGCUGGCACCAAGAUAUCAUCAGUCUUCGCUUACUUCCUACUUCCGUUUGCACUGAGCCCAUAGUGCAGCAAAUCUUGAUCAGACUGAACCGUUAAGUGGUCAGACUGCAGCAGCUGCAGCACCCCAAAGCUCCGGAAUCUGACACUGGUUUGAAAUACUUGUUUCAAAAGCAGAGUGGGUGUGGGUAUGGGCAAGACCUCCUUAAAAUGCCCUUAGGGACAAGCUUCAGAUGAGCUGUGGUACCAGCCUUUUCCAGCAGAUGGCAACAGGUCCUCGGCUGAGCGACUGGUGCGAGGUUGGAAAACUCAGGUCUUUUCAAAACAAUCUCAAUCUCUAUAAGCAUGCCUUUUCAGGAGACCCAUAUAAAGCACCGCUAAGGAUUUCUCCUUUCCUGUGCCAUCCUUUUCUUUAAAGCAAAGAAAGGGGUUAUUGUUCAUAGGACUCAACAUUCUUCAAUUCAGGGUCCUCCUUAUUUGAGCCACUUAGCUUUGUCCUGGACUGUGAAUUAUAUGCUGUGGGAAUAUUGCUACCUUGCCCUGGAGAUGGAGAGUGGUUAGCUUAAUAUGCAUUUUCCACUCCUAACAUGUAUGUUUGUAUGAUAGUACUAACUAUAAAUUAAGGCUGAGGACUUUAUAGCUACCAAAGGAAAAAAAAAUCUAUUUUAAUUGGUAUUGCACAGUGUAAUUGCUUAUUGAUUUUUUUUUUAACUGGAUUUCACACUGUGAAACUGCCCAGGCUGCAGAAGUCUCAUAAAUACACAUACCUAUUAACAUAAACACACGGUCAGCUCCUGACUAAAAUCAGCAUUUGCAGAGAAAAGUCUGCUUUCGAAUUCUUUAAUUAGUGCUUUUUCUGUUUAAUUGUUGCUUUAAACAGUGAAAUGUGAAUGCAGCCCAUUAUGAGCAAGAGUUAAUCUACUGAACAAUAUGGUAUAAGGGUUUUAUGUUUCCUCUUUGCCAUUGAUGUAGUUUUUUGUGAUGCUUCUUCUGACAAUAUUGAGCAAAUUCUGUGGCAAAUGGUGAUCAGUGUUGCUCCACUGACUUUGAUGUCAGUUUACUGCAGCAGAGGUAAGUUACUUUCCUGUUCAUAUACAUGUAUGGGUUUUUUAGGUUUUCCUCUGGCUAAUUGUUAUUGUCAUUAUUUUGUCAUGCACAAUAAAAUAUAAUUAAAGUAAUAGAAAAGCAUCAAGACCUAAUAUGUGAAUGCCUGGUAUGUCAUGAAACAGAAGGUCUCCCAGGAACCUUCCUCUUUCAAGGCACAGUAUUUGAAAAUCAGUAAGUUAAAGGGGAUUUACUGAAGGGAAGAUGCUAAGAGAUUGUUUAUUUACCCUCUUAACACUGGCCAGUGCAUUGCGUGCUGCAGCAGUAUUAGAGACAGUCAUGGUUGUAUGUCUGGCACCCGCCUCUUUCUCUUCUUUCAAGCCUUCCCCAAAAGGAAACCAAAAGAGGAAGUGUGUGUGUUCUUUGUGUCUGUGUCAAGUAUCAUCUAGAAAAUGAUUCCAUCCCACACUUCCCCUGUUCCCAUUGUACUCCUUCGAUACAGCUUCAUCAGACUAUCAGUCUCCUGACUUCCUGAUUCACAUUCACUUGGU